Vitis vinifera (wine grape) is the source of this 1023-nucleotide messenger RNA. RefSeq lists its product as uncharacterized. Bases 1 to 1023 code for a protein of 340 amino acids. The record is from RefSeq and is a predicted model, not a curated record. Lineage: Eukaryota; Viridiplantae; Streptophyta; Magnoliopsida; Vitales; Vitaceae. The transcript has a single exon.
AUGGUGUUUCGAUAUCCAGUUCCCUUUUCAAAUGGAAAUGGUACUGUUAAUUAUGUCCCUUUGCCUAUUCGAGAUGAUGGUGAUGUAAGGAUAAUGUUCACCGUUGUCGCACAAUCUCCUCCUCCAAAUACUAUUGAAAUGUAUUGUCAAACUUCUUCCAUUGAUUAUCACCCUGUGCCUAGUAGCUUUACUACCCCAUUGCAUAUUGAAAGUCUAGGUCCAAGUCAACAUAUGGUAGAAAAUAACACAUCUUCCCCUAAGUAUAUGCAAAGUUAUGAUAAUGAUAUGGAACCUACAGUUAGGGUAGAUAUGGCAGGGGUUACUGAGUCAAUUGUAAUGACAGUUGGAAAUUAUGUUGAUAUUUUACCUGGAAAUGAUGAUGACAAUGUAGAGUUAUUUGAUGAAGAUGAUGGUAAUGAGGAUAUUAUGGACAUGGAGGAUAAUGAAAAUACAGAAAAUGAUGCAUCAUUGCUAGGUGGUGGUGAACAUGAUGUCCCUUCCCCAAUAUUUAGAGAAUUGAAUUGGGAUGUAAUUAACUCCAUCGCUGACAAGGAUUUAAUAGCACGCACUGGCUUAUGGAAUGAAUCAGAUGAAUUGUUUAAGGGUUUGCGGUUUGAGAGUAAGGUAGACUUACAAUAUGCUGUUAAACGUUAUUCUAUAUGUAGGAAUCAACAUUUGAUUGUUAUUGAAUCUGAGCCAGAUAUUUGGGCUGUAAAGUGUAAAAAAUGGUCUGAGGGUUGUAAUUGGAGGCUUCGUGCAUGUCGUCGUAAAUGUCAUGGUUUGUUUGAGAUAACAAAGUACAUAGGUCCUCACACUUGUGUUUACCCUAAACUAUCACAAGACCACUCACAAUUAGACUCAACCUUCAUUGCACGAGAAGUUCAAAAUGUAGUCCAAAGUGAUCACACAAUUUCAAUUGCUGCAUUACAUCAAAUAGUGAAAGAUAAAUUUGGUUAUAAUGUUCAUUACAAGAGGAUUUGGGAAGCAAAGAGGAAAGCAAUGAUAAGGAUAUUUGGUGAUUAG